AUGGACAUGCCCGACAUGCCCGACAUGCCUGGUAUGGACCAUGGCGGUAUGGACCACGGCGGUAUGGAUCACGGCGGUAUGGGCCACGGCGGUAUGGACAUGGGCUCCGGUUCCUGCAAAAUGAACAUGAUUUUCAACUCUGGCCUCAAAGACAUCUGCAUCGUCUUUGAAUGGUGGCACAUCCGCAGCGGCUUCUCCGCCUUUGUCUCGUUACUUGCCGUUGUCGCCCUCGGUGUGGGAUACGAAUACCUUCGCACGCUUGCCACCUCGCGCUUGUUGAAUCCGAAACCUACGAGUGUCGAAAUCCCACUCCUCUCAGACAUGGACAGAGACAGCGACGACGAGUCCGUCACAGAAUCCAGCGGCAGCCCCACCGCGCAAGCAGACAGCGACAGCCUCAACGGCGCAAACGGCGAAGAAAUGAGCACGUCCUCGACUCUGGUUGAUCUAGAGGCGACGACGACGGCAGCAAGUCGCAAAGCUGCUGUCUCGCGCUCAAAGUACGGCGCCGUCAGCUCGUAUCUCGACCGGACUUCGCGGUCGUUUAUUCAGCGGCACGCGCGGUUUUUUAAGGCGCUGAUGUAUGCCGUGCAGGUUGUUUAUUCGUUUUUUAUCAUGCUUAUUGCCAUGACCUAUAACUGCUGGAUCAUCAUCGCAGUCGGCGUAGGUGCAUUCAUCGGCCACCUCACAUUCGGCAGCAAAUCAGGCUCGACAGCAAAAGGAAUGUCCUGCCAUUAA
Myxozyma melibiosi is the source of this 738-nucleotide messenger RNA. Its product is annotated as Ctr copper transporter family-domain-containing protein. Bases 1 to 738 code for a protein of 245 amino acids. Gene Ontology annotation, molecular function: copper ion transmembrane transporter activity. Gene Ontology annotation, cellular component: plasma membrane. The record is from RefSeq and is a predicted model, not a curated record. Gene Ontology annotation, biological process: copper ion transmembrane transport. NCBI's taxonomy places the organism in Eukaryota, Fungi, Ascomycota, Lipomycetes, Lipomycetales, Lipomycetaceae. The transcript has 2 exons.